Macaca mulatta (Rhesus monkey) is the source of this 7061-nucleotide messenger RNA. It is a transcript of the gene EMB, whose product is annotated as embigin. The record is from RefSeq and is a predicted model, not a curated record. NCBI's taxonomy places the organism in Eukaryota, Metazoa, Chordata, Mammalia, Primates, Cercopithecidae. Gene Ontology annotation, biological process: axon guidance; dendrite self-avoidance; homophilic cell-cell adhesion. Gene Ontology annotation, molecular function: cell-cell adhesion mediator activity. Gene Ontology annotation, cellular component: plasma membrane; axon.
GCAUAAUUGGUGGAGGGCCGGGCGCGGUGAGAGCGUCUCGGGGGAGUAGGGCAAGGCGGCCGGGCCCCUCCCAUUCCGCCUUUUCUUCAGCGUCCUGCCGCCGGCACUGACUGCGGGCGCCUGGCCACAGGCGAGUGUGCGCAGGGACUCCGGACACCCGCGGCAGCGAGCUGAGAGAGCAGUCUCCACGAGGACCGAGGCGGACCCUCCGGCGCCAUGCGCGCCCUCCCCGGCCUGCUGGCGGCCAGGGCGCCUACACCCCGAUUGCUCCUCCUCCUCCAGUGCCUUCUCGCCACCGCGCGCCCAAGCUCGGCGGACGGCAGUGCCCCAGAUUUGCCUUUUACAAGUCUACCUCUCAGAGAAGAAAUGAUGGCAAAUAACUUUUCCUGGGAGAGUCAUAACAUAUCACUGACUGAACAUUCUAGUAUGCCAGUAGAAAAAAAUAUCACUUUAGAAAGGCCUUCUAAUGUAAAUCUCACAUGCCAGUUCACGACAUCUGGGGAUUUGAAUGCAGUAAAUGUGACUUGGAAAAAAGACAGUGAACAACUUGAGAAUAAUUAUCUUGUCAGUGCAACAGGAAGCACCUUGUAUACCCAAUACAGGUUCACCAUCAUUAAUAGCAAACAAAUGGGAAGUUAUUCUUGUUUCUUUCGAGAGGAAAAGGAACAAAGGGGAACAUUUAAUUUCAAAGUCCCUGAACUUCAUGGGAAAAACAAGCCAUUGAUCUCUUACGUAGGGGAUUCUACUGUCUUGACAUGUAAAUGUCAAAAUUGUUUUCCUUUAAAUUGGACCUGGUACAGUACUAAUGGGAGUGUAAAGGUUCCUGUUGGUGUUCAAAUGAAUAAAUAUGUGAUCAAUGGAACAUAUGCUAAUGAAACAAAGCUGAAGAUAACACAACUUUUGGAGGAAGAUGGGGGAUCUUACUGGUGCCAUGCACUAUUCCAAGUAGGCGAGAGUGAAGAACACAUUGAGCUUGUGGUGCUGAGCUAUUUGGUGCCCCUCAAACCAUUUCUUGCAAUAGUAGCUGAGGUGGUUCUUUUAGUGGCCGCCAUUCUGCUUUGUGAAAAGUACACACAAAAGGAAAAGAAGCACUCAGAUGAGGGGAAAGAAUUUGAGCAGACUGAACAGCUGAAAUCAGAUGAUAGCAAUGGUAUAGAAAAUAAUGUCCCCAGGCAUAGAAAAAAUGAAUCUCUGGGCCAGUGAAUGCAAAACCUCAUGUCGAGAAUCAUUGGAAGAUAUACAGAGUUCGUAUUUCAGCUUUCUUUAUCCUUCCUGUUAAGAACCUCUGAGUUUUUAGUUUUAAAAGGAUGAAAAGCUUAUGCAGCAUGCUCAGCAGGAGAGGAGCUUCAUCAAUAAUACAUGCUAUCUCAGAUCUAAGGGUAUAUUUUCAUUCUGUAAUUAUGUUACAUAAAAGCAAUGUAAAUCAGAAUAAAUAUGGUAGACCAGAAUAAAAUUAAUUAUAUUCUGGUCUUCAGAGUACACAUGGAACAGAUAUCAGCAGAAUCACUUAAUACUUCAUAGAAUAAAAAUCACUCAGAACCUGUUUAUAACCAAAGAAUUCAUGAAAAAGAAAGCCUUUGCCAUUUGUCUUAGAAAGUUAUUUUUUUACAAAAUCAUGCUUAUUAUUAGUAUCUAUGGAAGUAUAUGUAACAGUUUUUAUAUAAAGGUCAUCUUUCUGGGAUAGUGAAAAAAUAUGUCUUUACUAAGUUGAAUACUUUCUGCCUUUGCUAAUGAUAGUUAUUCUACAAUCUCCACAAGAAAAACAUACCUUUUAUCCAGAAAUAUUGGCUUAAGGCAAAUAAAUAAAACUGUGCUUACUCUAAAGCUCUGUCACUACAAAAGCAAAUUUUCCAGUCUUUAUUCCACUCAUAACCACUACUCUCCCCACCAGGCUAAAGUGCUUAUUAGUCUUUAAUUAGGGUUUCGAACUUCAUAAGGUACACCAUUGUUUAUGUUUUAGAGUACAGGUCCAUAUAGUUGUAAUACCUAAAACACUCCUACACUGAUGCUUUUGUGGCUCAUGGUUUCCUGGUGUCUUUGAUUUAACACCUGGCUUCCUGGUAUCUAUGGCUGGUUAGAUAUCUAAACUUGUAUUAUUAGUGCUUUACAAUAAUAAUUUCCUCGACUGAAGUCCAGAAGUACUAAAGUACUUCUUUUUUAUUGCUGUGAAUGCCUUAGACUUAUCUUCAAAAAUAGGAUGCGUUGUUUAUAUUGCGUAUAUAACUGAAAUAUUUUAUAAACUCACUGUAAUCAAAUCUUAUAAAAUCUGAAUCGACAUGAAAAGUUGUCAGUGCUUGAAUGAAAUACUAAAAUCAUGCCACAGGAUGCUAGAUAAGGUAAAUGACCAUGAUGUGUCCUUGGAACUGGUGGGCGCAGUGUUGCACUGCUCGCAGGGCAACAACUUUAAGAACAGAAGAGUGGUGGUGUGGAACCCAAGAUUCUUGGCGACUAGGGGAUUUAAAGGUUGGGGAGGAGUAAUUCAAAGAUUUGAAAAGAAAUACUUUAUAAAAAUUUACUCCAUAUAUUGGCUAAGAAAAAUGUAAUAAAAUUUUGGUAGUGAAAAUUAUAUCACUAAUGUUUACCAUUAUUACUAGUAUGAAUAAUACACAUAAGGUAGUGACUUGGAAGCUGGUGAAUUCUUUGUUGGUAUAACAAAAUGCAAUAUUUUGUUGUAAAGCAUCCUAACUACACAUGUAAGUUUGCUGAACUUGAAUACAUCCCAGUAAUGGCAAACUUCAUUUUAUUCUUGGUUUUCAUUUUAUUCUGGUCUCAGGUCCAUGCAUUUAUUUUAAUUUAAUUAAUUAUUAUUUUGACAUUAUUUGGGUGAUAUCUAUAUAAUGGUAGAUAACCAAUCAGCUUAAUUAAUCUAAACUCUUUGAAUUCGGGGAAAUAUUAGUCAAAUCUGCUGUUUGACUAAAUACAAUUCAAAGCAGUAUAUUUGUGACUGGGAAUAUAGAACACAAGGAAACAAAUGUGUAGCCCAACAAAUGUGUAGCCCAUCUGCAGUAUGCAUUCUUCCAUUUUGCCACCACUAACCUUCAAGGCUGAUACAAUUUUCAAGCAAGAAGCAUUGCUUCCUGAAGGUAAAAUAAUCAGAAAUAUUUCUAGAGUAAAUUGAAUUUUUAAUUGGCAAUACUGUGUUUUGUUUGUUUGUUUGUUUUGUUUGUUUGUUUGGUUUUUUUUUGCAAAAAUACUUUAUUUCAGUAACCUUAAAUAGGAAAAGUACUCAAAAAUUAAAGUUGAUGUUUGGCUUUUUAUAGUCUUUCUAGAGGACUUCUAGAAAAUUACCACUGUUGGAUUUUAAUCUGCUUCCAUUAACCAAUCUUAUAGUGAUGAUAAAUGGAUUAACUAAUACUGACCAACUGUAAAUUGACUGCAAAUAAUAAGCCACAUAAAAGCUGAAGUAGGAAAACUACUCAAGUUUAUAUAUUAGGCACCUUGGGUAAUUCUCUUAGUCUUUCCAGCUAACAAGGAUUUUCAGCAUAAUAAGUAGAUUUAAUGAUGGCAUAAAAUUCUCAGAUACUUUCAUACACAUUUUUUUGCCAAAGUGUAAAUCUCCUUUUGCAGUCUUUUUGUUAUUAUUCCAACAUCUAGCUUCUCAGACCCCGAUCUAGAACUCAUUGUGAUAUUUUCUUCUUCUGUGUUAAUUAACACUUAUAGGUCAUGAAUCCCUGCUCCUUUGACCUUUUUAAUAGUUCAUGAAUCCACCCCAUUGCCUUCCCAACUCUGCCCUCACCAGCUGCAACAGCUAAUGCCUUGAUUUUCCUACCUCAGUCUCCUUUUCUAUUAAUCCCUCUUUUGCAUGGCUGCCUGAGUCCACUUUCUCAAACACAAACCUCACUAUGCAACUUUGGAAUCUCUGUAGGCUCACCUUUGCCAUUUCUUAAUAUUGCAUUCUCCAAAUUGCUAAUCUCUAUCCAGUCUCUUGAACUAGACUUGGCACAUGGAGAUUCCGCUCAGAAAGUGCUCUUCACACUUCCACCUGCUUGACUAACCCCAGGUUAUCUUUCAAGACUUUAAUCUGAUCUUGUGUCUUAGAGAAGCCCCCAUACCUAGUAGAGCAAUUACCAUCUUACAUGCUUAAAUAACUCCACAUUUAUUUGUGUUUGUUACUCUGUGUUCUAAAUACACAUUUGUUGUUCUCUGUCUUGGAUUAUUUUCUUUCUUUGUCCUGUAACUACCAGUGCAAGGGUGUAAUACAGAUGUCUUAAAAUGUGUAUUGAAUGGAUGAAUGUAUAAAUAAAAAUUAAAUUUUGUAAAUUUCUACUUGUUCUUAGAAAAACAAUCUAAAUUGUGACAAAUCAUAAUUGAAAAAAAUUAUAAAGAAAAACAAGCUUUUAUAACUUCAGUAUUUGCUUCUUUUACUUUGAAAAAAACAUAGAAUAGUAUAAAGGUCCAGUCAUAUUUUCUUUAAUAAUGAAUUAGUGUCUUCUGAGCAAAAGGAGUCUAAUUCCGAAACUAUUACACAGAUUAUGUUGCAUUCAACUUACUUAAAUUUCCCUUGUUCUUCAUGUUUCAUGGACAGUACAAAUGCAAACCUUAUUUUUAUCCUUUAUUCUAAUAAUGCAUUGAUUUUAAAUAUAAAGAAUUUUAGGCCAGGUAUGGUGGCUCACACCUAUAAUCUCAGAACUUUGGGAGGCCAAGGAGGAUGGAUCACAUGAGGAUAGGAACUUGAGAGUAGCCUGGGCAACAGAGUAAGAAGACCCUGUCUCUACAAAAAAUAAAAAAGAAAUUAACCAGGCAUGGUACUUGCCUGUAGUUCCAACUAAGCUGAGGCGGGAGGAUUACUUGAGCCCAGGAGUUUGAGGCUGCACUGAGCUAUGAUUGCCACUGCACUUCAGCCCGGGAGACAGAGGAAGACCCUGUGUCUGUUCCCUCCGAAAUUUAGCGAUUGUAUUCCUUUACAUCGUACUGGAGAGAGUUGAUGUUUGUGUUCACUCCCUAACCUCGUUCCACUUUCCCCUGCCAGUAUACUUCAGAAUAUCUCAGAUCCAAUUCAAAAUUUAAUCCUAAAACAUAUAAUUAUUUUCACAGUUUCAUAGUUUAGUUUUGAUCACUGAAAGCAUUUCUUUCGUUUUGUCUAAUUGAACAAAUUUAUGCAAGGAAUUGGGGACCUAUUCCUCAUUAGCAUUGUUCAUCUAUAGGUGGAAAUCAAGUAUGUGUCGCAGUAUUAAUUAAAGGCAAAGUGACCUAUUUGUACUACAUUCUGAAUAAAUACUUACUAAAUGAAUGAAAAAUAGAAGUAUGACUCAAUUAUUUUAGAAUCUUAAGUUAUACAGAUUUAUGUAAUGUCUAUUUUGAUUUUUAUUAAUUAACCAUGAAUUUAUCCUAGUCUAGUACUGAGAAAAAGGAAAUGGAAUUAUGGAUCCUGCUUUCAUAUGAUACUUAGGAAUGUAUCUGCACUGUAUCCAGAAGGUCAGUUACAUGCCCUGUUUACCAAUUGAAUUCUGCUUCACUAAGAAUAAUAAUAACUGACAUUUAGUACAUGGCAUAUGAUGGGCACUGUACAAAAUGCUUUGACAUGUUUUGUUCAUUUAAUCCACACAAUGGUCCUAUGCUGUAAAAACGGUUAAUAUCUACUUUUUUAUAAAUGAGGAAACUCCAGCUUAGAGAGAUUAGGUAAGCUGCCUAAAGUCACUCUGUCUGUAAGUGUUUAGAGCUGAGAUUCACAUUCACGGAGUCCUCCUGAAGAACCUAGGAUUAACCGCCAUGUUGAACAGCUUUGGCCUGCAAAUUACAUGCUUCUUAGAAAACAAGGCUAUUAUCUGUAAUCUGUAUUUUUUAAUAUCAAUUUUAUUCCUUUCAACUGGUCAGUUAUAUCAUAAAUUCCAUGGAAUUUUUAUGGAACCCAUGCUUUGCCACUCUUAUAUCCCUAUAGUGGUGCUGGGGAAUCAGGACACAUUUAUUUGCCUUAGCACUCUUUCUUUCUUUUUUCUUUUUUUUUGUAAUUUUACGUAUAAAUUGGGAGGGUGGCCUUAAAAUUUAUCAUCCAACCACUGAAAGUGAAAGAAGGUGCUUUUUAUGAUUUCACCAGGAUAACAGGCAGAAAAUACUCUCUGGUCACACAUUUAGCCUGCAGAGAGCAUUUAAGUAUGUUAUGGAUCGUCUGCCCUAGACACAACAGUGGCAUCUGCAACAAGUAAAUGAUAAACAAAAAUCAACUUUCAGAGAAAUAGCCAUUUUUAGUAAACAUAGGGAAAUAGCCAUUUUAAGUAAAUGUCAGGUGAGUCUCACUAUAUAAACUGCCUAUAAUGAAACAGUUUAGUAAGCUUAAAGUUCUAUUAAUCUCCAAAAGCAUCUAACAGGUUGGGAUUUAUUGGUAUGCAAAAGUAUCAUUCACAAAUUGUAAGAGAAGCUGUCAAAGUCAUGUUUUUGCUGGCCUAUGGAAUGUACUGGAGAAUUCUUUGGACUUGCAUAUCUUCUGAUUCAUGUACCAUAAUAAUGUCUGUGUGAUUCUCAGUGAAUCACGAAUGCGUGAUUGUGCUUUUACAAUAAAAUUUGUUUAUGAAGUCAGUGAAAAUAAUUCAUGGAUAACAUUGUCAAAAUUACUUUUAAUCACAUGAUUAACCUGCAACACUAUGUUUAUUAUUUUUAUGUGUUGGCUUAUUACAUUUAAAAACUUUGUUUAUAAAAACUGAUUUUGCUAUUUAAUUUUUAAUUUACUUUAGAAAAUAAUGUAGCACAAUGUUAGAUUUAUUACUUAUGUAACUGUAAUACUAUUUAAUGCUGCAAAAUCAUAGCACGUAAUGUUUAUAACUUUAGCAUUUUAUUAACUGUCUUUGUACCUUUAAAGAAAGAAAUAUGAUCAUAAUCUUUAGUUUUAUUUAAAUCAAGGAUCAUGGAUUUAUUUUGUCAUACUUUCUAAUAAUUAUAAUGUUUUCCUUUGUAAGCAUAUGUGCCUAAAUUCUCAUCGAGGGCUUUCUGUACUGUGUAAAUAGCACAAAAUGUCUAUAUAGGAAUGUUUAAAAAACAUUUUCUAUUUCAUGUAACUCAAAAGAUACAUCUAAUAUGCAAUUAAAUUGAAUAAAAUGAUACUUUGUGAAUUAAAAAUUUAAGUAUUG